Messenger RNA from Trypanosoma rangeli, 2532 nucleotides. RefSeq names its product putative kinesin. Gene Ontology annotation, biological process: microtubule-based movement. The record is from RefSeq and is a predicted model, not a curated record. Gene Ontology annotation, cellular component: kinesin complex; microtubule. Gene Ontology annotation, molecular function: microtubule binding; ATP hydrolysis activity; ATP binding. Lineage: Eukaryota; Euglenozoa; Kinetoplastea; Trypanosomatida; Trypanosomatidae. The transcript has a single exon. The coding region runs from base 1 to 2532 and encodes 843 amino acids.
AUGAGUAUAGACGUUCACGUGCGUAUUCGGCCCAAUGUGUCCAACGGUGUUUGGUCCUCUGCGGAGACGGUACUGUACAGCACACACAGCCCUAACACACGGUAUGUGUACAACAAAGUGCACCACAUCGGCACCUCAAACCAGACAAUAUUUCAAGGCAUUGAGGCUCUUGUGCACGCCGGGUUCGACGGGAAAAAUGUGACUGUGAUGGCAUAUGGGCAGACUGGCAGUGGUAAGACAUACAGCAUGAAUGGUAGCAAGAUAGAUCCAGGCAUCGUCCCCCGCACGGCAAAGCUGUUGUUGGAUCUUCGCAUGAACUAUCCUGGUACACAGAUCGUCAUAUACUUCACAGAAAUUUACAAUGAGUCAGUGAAGGAUCUUCUUGAGCCACAACGCGGAGAACUUGGGCUGCACGACGCCCCCGAUGGCGGUGUGUACUUUGACAAAAAAUCGUUGCCCAUUGAGACAAUGGAGGACUUUGUGAAACUUCAGAAUGUCGCGGAACGAAAUCGCAAGUACGGUGUGACAAACCUCAAUGACCACAGCAGUCGUUCACACAUGAUUCUUACCUUUGAAAUUCACAGGGCCUACAGGCAGGUGAGCACAAUAAAUCUGGUGGAUCUUGCCGGUUCGGAGUCUGCGUCUCGUGCGAAUACAGAUGGCUUGUCGCUGCGGGAGGGUGGAUUUAUCAAUAAAAGUUUGUUGACCCUAGGCAAUGUGGUGGACGCCAUUGUGGAAAAAAGGCCCUAUGUGCCCUACCGUGACGCAAAACUCACUCGCAUUUUGCGCAGCUGCAUUGGUGGGUCUGGUAUGACGUUUAUUCUUUGCUGUAUCAAUCCCUCUCAUGAAAACUUUGAGCAAACCGUCUCAAGCUUGCGAUUUACGCAACGUGCCAUGAAGAUCAAGAACGAUCCUGUGAUGGUGCUUAAUAUGCCUCCACUUUUUACACAUCAAUACGACUCGGGUGCAAAAGAGCUGGUUCACGGUUUUCGCGAAUUGUGUGAUGCAUUUUAUCAGCGUGGAAUUAGAGAUGCUUUCAUGUACACCAGCAACACCCUGUCAUCCAUCGUGACACACUUUGAUGGCCAGGUAUCGGAUUCAUUGCAUGCAAUGGCAAAUGCCCAGCGUCUUCUCAUUGCACAUGACCAUGCCCUAGCAGUGGAUCAGGUAGGACGAUUAUAUAACCAACUUCACGAACUCACACGCCAGCGCCUGCAAAGCAAGGAGAUUGAGGAACAUGAACGAAAGCGGCAGCGCGAGGCGGAGGGGGAAGUAGAGGCCAGAAAGGGCAAAAUUGCCCGAAUGGAGGCUGAAUUGAAGGAGAGGGACGCUGAAGUGGAUACUGAGCUGGCGGGAUGGGAAUACCAGCUUUACGAGACCAGACAGCGCUGCGUGACACCGUUAGAACUGCUUUUCUCAUCAGAACGAUCCGGGCGAUCUCGAUUACAAUAUGAGUGGGCUGUUUGCAUGGAGCGUAUUACCGCACGCUGUGUUCCCAUGAUUGUGUCACUUGGCCCCGUCACUCCCUCUGUGACCGAUAAACAUGCAGCACUACAGCAACUAAAGCAGCAACUGCAGCAUUCACAGCGAGAAUUGGCAGAUCUUACUGUAGCGCAUAACAUGAUUAAAGAUGACCUACCGGAAAUGCGGCGGAAGGCGGAGGAAAACUCCUCAAUGUGUGCGAGUUCUCCCGCCGCGUCGCUCUCACCGCAGCCACGCCCCAAUGAUGUUGUCAUGGGUGCAGAUGUAACGGAUGCAGACUUGGAUCAUCGUAUACAAGAACUAGAGGGAGAAGCAAAAAUGUUGAUGUCACGUGCUGUUCACGUGGCUCGUUGUGAGAGUACACGUCGUCUUCGGGACUCGUUAAAACCACCGCGUUCGCGUACGCCGCCCACAAGUCGACCCACCGCGCGUCACCGAAACUCCCCGCCUUCACAAGGAACAGAUAUGUUAGUGGCAGACACGCCUCCUGGAAAUACCCGUGAGGGCACUGGUUGCUACGCGAGUCCAGUACAACAACGUAGCCCAACCCCGCGCACCGCCCGUACUAUCUUCCCCAUAGCGGAUGAGAGUCCCGGGGUGCAACAGUACGUGGUCCCCGAAAAAAGUGUGUCACCGGACAAUGAGCAGCUCACGGAUGGAGUCCGUAGGGCGUUAGGUCUCUUACGGGAUGUUCGAAGCAAACUGAUGCAGCACGCACAUGGUCGGCAACGAAAGGCCGAUGCAACUACUAAUGCCACUGUUCCUCAUAACACAAAUUCUCCUGCACCUGUUGCUACUCGCUCGAGUUUACGCCGAUGCCGCCGUACACAAUCGCAUACUACACCGGAUGAAAACAUGACCCUGGAAGAGAUGUGCAUGCGGAGUGAUGAUGAAAAAAAAUGCGAGGCAGUUGUUGGGAUUGCUGCUCGGAGACGUAUGGAAAAAGUCCCUCUCCGACCGAAUGCUGAACGCGCGCUAUGGCGUAUGUCGGUUUCUCCCAUAAGCCCUUCUUUUGAGGGGAAGUCGCGUAGUCGUUCUCGCCGUUGCUGA